Molecule: messenger RNA, 1614 nt
Organism: Kockovaella imperatae
Lineage: Eukaryota; Fungi; Basidiomycota; Tremellomycetes; Tremellales; Cuniculitremaceae
Exons: 8
Coding region: 1-1614 (537 amino acids)
Biological process (GO): sodium ion export across plasma membrane; intracellular potassium ion homeostasis; proton transmembrane transport
Cellular component (GO): membrane
Molecular function (GO): ATP hydrolysis activity; ATP binding; P-type sodium:potassium-exchanging transporter activity
Source: RefSeq, a predicted model, not a curated record
AUGCCAUCAUCCGACACGAAGAUAGAACCUGACGUUGAAAAGCAGAUGUUCGACUCGCCAGCCAUGGUUGGCUAUCGAUACGAUAGGACUUUGACGAUGCAAGACAGUCCAGAACACCGCGGAAGAGAAAGACAACCCAGAACGACGCGACUCAAGCGACACAACUCCAUCUCCAUGACUCGUCAACCUCAAGCUGAUGCCCCUAGUCGCGUCAUUGGAGAGUUCAGGACGCUUUCGAUGCACGUUGACGAUGCGAAGCCUGAGACCCGGGCGAGACCAGAUGCGGCGAGGGAUGUCGCCGAGCUAGAUUGGCAUACCAAGACGACCGACGAAGUGCUCAACGCUCUCAACGCUCUUGUCAUACAUCUUCUUCGGCUUUGGCUCUUUGCUCCUCCUCGCAUCCGUAUUGUGCUCCAUCGCUUGCCGAGUGACGGCUUCCAUUGCCGGUCUGUUGCCUUCGGAUGUGGUGGUGCUCGCGCCGAAUUGAACCACGAACUCACUGCCGUCGGCCUCUUGAGCUUGGUCGACCCGCCCCGUGAGGAGAUCCCAGAAGUUGUCAAGACGCUCCGAGGAGCAGGGAUCCGAGUGAUGAUGGUUACCGGAGACUUCGCGCUCACCGCUCUGGCCAUCGCUGAGAAGUGUGGAAUCGUUUCGAAUGCACCAAGUGCUCGACACUUUGCCGACUUGCCAACAUCGGUCGAUGGCGUCAGUGCUUCAGCCGAGGGAUCAGAAAAAGCAAGAGAGGGCGGAGACCACCAUACAGUCGGAUCUCUGGUCCUCAGCGGUUUCGAUCUCAUGCAAAUGAAUGAUUAUCAGUGGGAUCAAGCAUGCCAGUAUGAGGAAGUGGUCUUUGCCAGGACUUCACCGGAGCAAAAAUUGAGAAUCGUCAAAGAGUUCCAAAAACGAGGCAACACAGUCGGAAUGACUGGCGACGGUGUCAACGACGCACCGAGUCUCAAGGCCGCCGAUAUUGGAAUCGCAAUGGACUGCCUGUACCUCUUACCCGCUGGAUCCUUUUCUGAGCUGAUGCCGGUCCUCCUAAAUGUCCUCCUCGGUCUCCCUCAGAUUCUCUCUAACAUCCAAGUGAUCCUGAUUUGUACCGUGACCGACAUUGCACCAGCUAUCGCCUUGUGCUUCGAGAAACCCGAAUCAGGCGUGAUGACUCGUCAACCGAGGGAUAGAAAGAAGGAUCGCCUCAUCGAUUGGAAGCUGUUGCUUCAAGCAUACUUCUUCAUGGGAGUUCUGGAAAGUCUCUGUGCAUCGGGAAUGGCGUUCUGGUACCUGGAAAAGAAGGGCUACAAGUUUUCUGAAAUCGUACUGGCGUAUGGAGGCCUGCCAGCGAGCUACAACGUUGACGAUUUCAACGAGGCUGUGAAUCAAGCACAAUCCGUUCAGAACUGGUGGAUCACUCCGGCGAUGCUCGUUUCUAUCGUGUCUCUAUUCUUUUUCAGUUACGUGCCUUUCUUCCAGAACACUUUUCUGACCAGAGGUGUCCCUGUGGAGCACGUAUUCAUUCCUUUGACAUUCGCUAUUGGACUGUUGUUUCUGGACGAGACGAGAAAGUAUUUUGUACGAAAGCAUCCCAAGGGAAUGCUGGCUAGGAUGGCUUGGUAG